Messenger RNA from Orussus abietinus, 3893 nucleotides. Its product is annotated as phospholipase D3. Gene Ontology annotation, molecular function: catalytic activity. The transcript is spliced from 12 exons. The record is from RefSeq and is a predicted model, not a curated record. Lineage: Eukaryota; Metazoa; Arthropoda; Insecta; Hymenoptera; Orussidae. Bases 797 to 2716 code for a protein of 639 amino acids.
CGAAAAUACGUACCAAACUCCGAGGAUCGUUCAGAGAGUGCUGAGAUGUUUCGCCACGAACGGGCGCAAGAGACGAAGAGAGAGAAUCAUCCAGGAGCUUUCGUCAAGUAAUUCAUCUCGGAAUGAUCGGAAACUGCCCCAGAUGGACGGAAUAUGCGAUGCAUUCCAAAGACUCCGAAGAGUGUUGCUCUCCUGACGCCGUUAUUCGACAUUACCUGAACGGCGAGUGCCAGAAGACCCGAAGAGGAGCCACAAGUAUUCGCGGUUGCGCAGAAGAGAUGCCGGAACGUCACAUCGAUUAAUCGAUCCCCGGCGUUGUUUGCAUCCUCUUCGGGAAGAACCCCCGAGUGUCAACGAUCCAGCUACCCCAGUUAAAAUGGAAUUUCUAAACGCAAGAAAGUACCGGUAAAACUACUUUAUUAACCGGCGAGAAGCAAGGAUCUUCCUCAUCUCGAUCGCUUUAAACUCGUGUCAUUCAAAAUUGGCUCCGAGGGAGGACGCUGAUUAUUUUCCAACGUUCAAAUUCUACAUGAAAUUUCCGAAAAUCGAGGAAGUCGAAGAAGAGCACGAAGAGAGUGAUGAAGUCGCAGGAGUCGUCGAAUUAUAUUGGAAGAUCAAAGGCAAGGUGCGAGUCCUUUUUGGGAAUUUUGUUGUCUCCUUGCUGUAGAGGCGAAAUUCAGGGUUGUGAGGAUGAAGACUAGUGUUUGAAAGUGGUUGAUGAACAAAUAAAUAAAAAAGUGACACGAUAAUGGGGUCCGUGUCGUUCUAACGAGGAUCCUGAAGUACUGGAUCCAAGAUGUCCUUCUUCGGAUGGGGCAAAGCCGGACGAGAAAGCGCAGACCAGCCAGGACGCAAUCUGCAGGAUGGGCUCUUUCAAAUCGCCUCUCAAGCCUGCCAUAUCCUCGUACAGGUGAACAACACGCACAACGUGUCGUAUGGUGGCAACAACCACGUGACGAACGUUGCUUAUUCCAAGUACCCCAAAGCCGGAAGUUCAAGUACCUUGUCACGGUCUUCCUCCACGGCUGGAGGGUCCUCUUCGAGCAAAAGCUUCGCGAAAAGCGCGGAUCCUCGCACCGAGGACCAGGACGUGGUGAUCCUGCUGCCGCAUGGGAAGAGCAGGACCCCUCGAGUUAGGCACAAAUUAUCGACCGUCUCCGAGAAUGCCAGGCUCGACGCGCACUCGUCGGUCGACGACGACCUGGAACUCUGGGAUCAGUCGGGUUUUAUGCUAAGAAAUGACGUGGACGACCCCCUAACAGGUGCCAAGUGGGGAGGCCAAGGAUGGUGCAGGCCGAGCUGUAUACCGAUCACCGUCAUCCUGAUCCUCAUCGUCCUGGUCGUCCUCCUGCCCCUCCUCGAUGCUGCUGACAAACAUGCCCUCAACUCGACGGACUCGAAUAAUAAACUUGGAAUUACUUGCAUGGACAGCUGUUCCAUUUCCUUGACCGAAUCGAUACCCCUUGGAAUGGCCUAUAACGUCUCCUCGACACAUCUCAGCACCUUCGAUUCCUGGAUGCAGCUGAUCGCUGCCGCAAGAAACACCGUCGAAAUUGCUUCCUUUUACUGGACCAUGAACAGGCAGGACGUUUAUCCGGACGAGAGCGCGAAGGAAGGAGAAGAAGUCUUUCGAGCUCUCCUGGAGGCCGGAAGAGACCGAGGGAUAUCCUUAAGGAUCGCCCAAAACGCACCUUCGCACUUGAGUCCCAACGUGGAUACAGAAUAUCUGGCCAAAAAGGCGAAAGCUCAGGUACAGAGCUUGAAUUUUGCCGGACUCCUCGGCGGGGGUGUUCUUCAUACAAAAUUCUGGCUGAUCGACAGGACACACGUCUACGUUGGCUCGGCAAACAUGGACUGGAGGUCCUUGACGCAAGUUAAGGAACUCGGCUUGGUUGCAUUUAAUUGUUCCUGCCUGGCGACCGACCUCGCCAAGAUUUUCGACGUUUACUGGAAACUUGGGGAAGAUGGCAAGGUGCCAUCUUCGUGGCCGGAAUCUCUCGGUACGAAAAUAAAUAUGGAUAACCCGAUGAACCUUACUUUGGAGGAUAAUAAAUACAGAAGCUUUAUCGCGAGCUCACCGCCGCCAUUUUCCCCGGAAGGUCGGACGAACGACUUGGACGCCAUUUUGCAUUGCAUCGAAAAGGCGGAGCAGUUCAUUUAUAUUUCCGUGAUGGACUAUUACCCUCUGGCGAUUUACACGCCUAAAGUCAAAUAUUGGCCCAUGAUCGACAACGCGUUGAGGGCUGCAGCGAUCGAACGCAAAGUCAACGUUCGACUUUUAAUUUCUUGGUGGAAACACUCGAGGUCUUCCGAAGAUUAUUUCCUGAAAUCUUUAGUAGAUCUUUCCAACAGUUACAGAGACGUGACGAUCGAAGUGAAGAGAUUUGUCGUUCCAACGUCGCCGGAAUUUGACAAAAUACCAUUCUCGCGAGUAAACCACAACAAGUACAUGGUCACGGAUAUACAUUCGUACAUCGGAACGAGCAAUUGGUCCGGUGACUAUUUUCUAAAUACCGCCGGCAUCGGUAUGGUGUUCGAAGACGUUGGCAGCAAAAAUCAAGACGGUAUCCGUCAGCAACUAGAAGGUAUCUUUCAUCGAGAUUGGGAUUCCUCGUAUGCUCAUCCUUUGAAUGCAUCUUGCUUGCAUGACGGAAGAUCAAGGCCCUCCAGGACGAGUCAUCCUCUUCUUAUGCACGUCCAUCGAGUGCUCGUAUAAAAAUAUCGGUCAGUACUUCCAAAUAAAUUUCGUUAAUUCUCGAGGCAUUUCGCCAAUACCGAUUAAAUAGUAAGCUUAACUGAUGAAAAUUCCCAUGUAAAUUUACAUACUCGAUCACUGAUUAUUUUGAUGCUACAAUAAAUUGCGGUAAAAUUGCAUUUAAUUUAAGUAAAAAUGCGCUAAUAUAUACUAUUAGGUGUAUUUAUACAUUUUAUAUUUUACUAUUUUUCCAUUUUACAUUCUUCUAUCUGAAACCUUAAUUCCGAAGUGUGCAAGCAUGUACGUAAAUUUCCGUCGAUUUUUAUCAGUUUAGACAACUCGCAAUAGCGCUUGAAACAAUUGUUUUGGACGAUAUUUAUACGUUUUUUAGUCUAUAAAACGGCAUAAUAUUUGGCGAUCCUCCAUCAUCUUAGUAUUAAGGCUUUAGAAUGACGAAGUUGCCUAGACAAGGCUUGAAAGUCUCCCAUGUAGGAUGUUAUAAAAAAAUUGAUAGGAUUUUAGAAAAUAAGUAGCGAAAUUUAUACUCCUUGCCCGGUAACAGGGUUAGUUAUAAUUGAAGCAUAAUUUCAUCUUAAUGUAAUCGUCUACUUUUGAGACAAGAUGGACGAGUGCGUGCCUUGUUUUAAGUGUCCUUAGAUAAAUACAUCUUUUUACAUGUUUGUAUGCCCUCCGAUCGUACAAACGGUACGCGGUAAGUGCAAAUUCGAACCGCGGAAAAUUAAGGAUCAACGCGAACUUUUAGCGGCUCGAUGUUAAUGUCGAAGCUUUUAACAAAUUUUAAUAACAGACUUAGCCAAAUCGUGCCGUAUAGAUAGCGCAGGGGUAUUUCUUUUCCUUCGGAAUGCUAACAGGAAACCGGUUAUUCAAAUAUUGACGCCAUAAUUUCUAAAGUUAGAGGGGUCUGUCAUUAAAGGUCAAUGUUCUCUCGUCGGUAAAAACUAGACACUCUUAAUGCACCCCGAGCAUGAGUUUGUUAAUAAUUAAUAUGAUUCAUGCGAAUUAUCAUAUUGCCGAGUAAGUACUUCAUGUUCGUUAGUUUCAACAAUUUCUCACAAGUCAAGGCCAUGCGUUGCUUUGAAUCGUAAUCAAUGUACACCAGACAAAUUACUGCGGCAUGACUUUCCCGAAACGUGCUGCCAUAUUUAAACAAGAGAAAAUAUCAAGUCUUUCAUGACGA